CCCCCCCCCCCCCCCCCCCCCCCCCCCCCCCCCCCCCCCCCCCCCCCCCCCCCCCCCCCCCCCCCCCCCCCCCCCCGCCCCCCCGCCGGGGCCGCCGCCCCGGGAGGUACACCCUCCCAAAAAUAGAAAUUUGUUCUUUCCUCCCAGCGAAAAUUAAAAGUUUUUUUCAUUAUUUUUGAUCACACAGCGAAAAAAUUUUUUCUUACACCCCCUCAAAACAAUUUAGCUUUAAAGCUUUAAAAAUUGUUUACACCCACCUCUUCGCAAUUUACGGCCCUGGUAAGUACAUAAGUAGUAAUUCAUCAGCUUUUUAUACUGUUUAGAGCUAUUGUUUGUGAUACUCCGACGUACAUAUUACACAUUAGAAGAAAAAAGUGCGUGAAUAUAAAGUAUUAACUGACAAAUCUUCAUACUCUGUUCUCACAUGACUCAAACAGCCACUCCUGUAGUGACGUAGCCACCCGCUAGAAGUUCUAUAAUUCACACUACUCUGCGCUCAUGUCUACCAUUUUGAAAAAAUUUGGGACAACGCCCACCCACUAACAAAAUCCUGGCUACGCCACUAUAAUCUACAUACGUCACUAACAGUGAUAGAAAGACUUUUAUGAUAUAAGUAUCAGUACCAUUUCCUAUAUCGGUACUGAAGGCUUCAUGUAUGGUACUACAAAUCGAAAUCGUCGCUAUUAAUACUGUAUAUGGCGGCAUUUUAUCUUUAGAUCCAAGAAAACUACAAUAAUAUUCGAAUAUGUCUAAUAAGUACACUGUUAGCCUGCAGUUAUGGAUGUAGAUGUUUCAGAUUAGUUAAUAUGACGUGUUGAGGUUUAGAAUGUUUACGAAGUACAAAUCUACUUGGAAGAUUUUUGGUUUGCAUCUAAAAAUGACUCUUUUUUCUUAUCUGAACGACUAUCAUUGGUUAUGUAAACAAGAAAAGACUUACCACAUCCAAAUUUGCUAAAAUGUUAUUAAAUGUACUGUAAUAUGUAUAAUGAUGAGAUUGAUUAAAAUAUAUUGAACACAAAAGAUAUGAUCUGUAAGAGUCGGUCAUUAUUGCAUCUUUAUCUGAUUUAGAACAUUGAUGUUCUCGAGUUUAUGGAUAUAGAGUUAAACAUGCCAUCAUCAGAAACUCGAGUUUUGUUUUCUUUUCAAAUUGACAAUGUGAAACAAUGUGAAAAAAAUAAAAAACUAGUUAUAUUUUGACAGUUUCUAUAGCUUUGCACAAUAACUUAUCCUGACAUCUUUGAGAGACUCUGACUACUUUCAUCUUUGAUACACGCCCUUCUUUUUCUCUUUUGCUAAGUUAUGCCUGAAGUGUUUUGAAUGUACUAGGUUUUCUCUUUCAAAACUACUCUGUCAUACCGUCAAAAACGUUUUUGUUGUUUGUUCAUUGGUUCAUAAUAAAAAUUAAUUGUUAGGUGGUUUUCGUCAUCAAAAGGCAGUUGAGAUUAUGAUUUAUUAAUCUCAUAUUAUAACAUACGAAAUAAUAGCUGUUAUAGAGAAAAAGAAAAACGAUUUAUUUUCUUUUGGGAAAAGGAGUAGAAUCAAAAUGUAUUACGUCUUCCGUUUUCGCAUGACUGAUUCUAUAUUUUGAUGUAUUGUUGUUGUAUAAGAACAACUUUUUUUGCUUCAAAAACUAAAAUGCCUAAAGUGGAAGUAGUUUUAGCAAAAUGAUGCGGCAGAUCUUCGUACAGAGUUGGUCAUUGUCUUGAAAACAGAUAAUCUUUAGUUAAAUGAACUAAUUACUAGAGUUUUUAAAAACAGAACCAGGGUUCUCGAUCAGGAAGGGGCAGGAGGUGCUGAAUCCAUCCUAAAAAACUUUUUAGGUUUCUAGCAAAAUCCUUGACGUUUUUCUAUCAAGAACUUUCUGCCAAAAAUUUCGAAAACUGUUUUUUGCGAGCCACUUUCUAUGAAGCAAAAUUUUUAGUCCCUUUCCUAAGAACAACCGGAAAUUCUGAUCAGAACUCUAAAAAAGAUAAAGAUGAAGUUGAAUAUAACUUAUAAAACUAAUUUUACCGCGAAUGCUUUAUAAAAAGAUAGUAUUUUCUUCUUGAUAAUGACAUUCUUGUAAUGAUGUAUGGUGGUUUGAUAUGAAAGGAAGGUGCAGUAUUAUCAUCACUUAAGACACCCCCUUCUCCAGGGACGCACCUAGCAUCUCACAGCAGGGGAGUGGUCCUGCUAAAAAAAAUUUUCGUUCUUCCAAAAAAGAUGGUUUUUUGAAGAGCGAAAGACGCCAAACAGAAACUUUUCUGAAAGCAGGGAGGUGUAACCGCCCCCACAAGCCGCCAAUAGGUACGUCCCUGCCCUGACCGGGUCAGAAAUGUCAAUUUUCGUCAAAAAUAUGGAUUUUGAGAAAAGCACAUGAUGAGUCCAAAGUGUUUACUUUCUAAUGGCAUAAUUUUUGUGUUGAGGAAUGGGUUUUCCAUGGUUUUUCAGCGAGUUUUCCAGAACUCUUGGAACAAAAACAGUGACUAUUUUCCAGGUAGCUAUGUUUGCAUAUGCACAAGCAUGUGCCGACAUGCUGCAUGCGUCGGCGCACAUGUUCAUUAGAUCCGCCAUGACCUAUAACCUCCAGAAAAGUAUGAACAAAUAUUUAAUGCUCAAAUAGUUUUCAAGUAAAAUACAUUUAAAAGAAUCAGAACUUAUUUUGCAUUUUUCUCAAGACUGGUCUUUUAGCUUCAGAAGUUUGGCCACGUGUAGAAUUCUCGGUAACAAUAUAUCGGAGAAAGAUAAUUUUUUUUUGAUUUGUAGAUAACACCUAUAGCUAGGACCUGGCAAUGUCCGAUUUCUAAAUUCUGUUUCCAUUUUUUUAUAGAAAUUUCUAAGAAACCGUCCAAGGAUUUUUCGGAUUUUAAAGUUCUGUUAAGCACCAGAUAUCAGUAAAUGAGAAAUUCAAAAAUCGGGCUCUGUUAACUCGAAGCCAUAAGCGUUUACUACAAAACAAAACGUACCCGAGCUCUCUAUCACUUACGUGAAAUGAGAAUUCUUGCACGUGGUAAGCGCCUAUUUUUUACCCUUGUUGUAUUUGAUCUUAAAUGAAAGAUAUCAGAUAUUAUGAUCAUCAAUUUCAUCUAUCGGGUAAGUAUCUUUUAGAUUUCUUUUAUAUUCAGUCUACUAAAAGUUCAAUUGAACAUAAUUGUUUGAGGAGCACACUACCUGCUUAAUUCAAUAUCCAUCUGUGGAAUAAUCUCAUUAUAUAUCUUAGAGUUUAAUCAUUUCUUAUUCGUGUGUUUAACACUAAUUUAAACACACUUUUUCUUUUUGUAUAAAUUUAAUAUUAUUUUUUCCAAACGUUUGAAUGAUACAGUAUCAUUUUCUUCAGUGACAUAAUUAACAAGAUUCAAAUUCAAUACAAUGAACAUAAAGGUAAAAUAUUUAAAUUUCAUAUAAUGUACAUGUGAUAGAAAAUGUAUUUGUUGUGUAUAUGUAUAUUCAAUAGAUGUUAAAACUGUAUUAUGUAGAUAUUUCUAUUCUAAAGUUAUUUUUAUUUUUUUCCUUAAUUUUUCUUUCUCCUUUCUUCGAAUGGACUCUCUCAUAGAAUCGCUCGAUGAAACACAGAAAAAGAAUUAAAGAAAAAUCUCCUAAUUUAUGUACCAAAUAACAACACAAAAUAAAUUAGUAUGCAGUGAACGAGAAACGUCGAAAACUUUCAAUUCAUCGUGUCUAAAUUCUCGCUCCUUUUGGUGCAUAUAACGUCUAGAAUUUAAGAGUAACGAACACGUCCGUUAGCUAACCGAGUUAUAUGUUUCCAAAUCCUGAAUCUCAAAAUAACAGCGAAAAAAGUUCUCUAUGAAUUAAUCAACACGUAAUUUACUUUAUAAUCUUUUUUCACUUACUUUCUUAAUGAUUAAUGUAAAUUUUGAACUCUAUAUCCGAUACUAGAUAAUAUAUCUUUUAUUUUAAUUAGGUUUGAACUUAGCAUAUUUGCAUCUGUAUAAAAAUAUCUGAUAGUUCUCUAUUUCACUGAUUUUUUUAUUAUGAUCUUCCUUAAAUAUUUAACGUCUUAUAUCUAUUAUAAACAUUAUUAGCAAUAUUGUAAGUUAAAAGAUUUCUCCUUCUAUUUCAAAUCGUUUUAUUUCAUACUAUCAUCAAAGUUGAACCAACACGCUGGUCAAUCUCUACUUUAAUUUUUGUUGUAAUAAUUCUUCUCUGUAUAUCCAAUUAGAAGAGAUUACGAUGUUCUGUCAAUACGAUCGUCUCUUCUCUGCAUAGGUUAAAUACAAUAAAAAUGAUCAUACCAUCAUUGUUUUGCUUUUUUUGCUAUCUUUUUUAGCAAGCAUUAACAUUUCGAAAUGAUGAACUAAUUCAAAAAACUGUUCGCUUACUUAAUGUUCAAAGUAUCUUACCAUUAUUAGAACAUUUGAACAAUUAUUUAUAUGAAAGUGCUGAAAAAGGACUCAUUGCCUCCAAAUGGUUACGAGUUGUAUUGAGUACACAUACAUCUUAUUUGAUGACAUGUUCCGAUAUAAGUGAACGUUUGGGACCACUCUAUGAAUUAAUAGAAGCGCGUACAAAAUUAUAUCCGAAAUUAUCACGUUUACAUGGAAAAUUAAUGCUUAUAGCUUCACAAAUGACGACACAAAAUGACAUAUUAUGUACAGAUGAAAUUUCAUCUCAGCCAAGAUUAAUAUUUGAAGAAUUAUCUGAUGAGGAUGACGAACAAGUAGACGAUGAUAUCGUUCCAAGUCCAUCUGAAUACGAAGAUUACAGUGGUCUUUCUGAUGAUUUGGAUUUAUUAAAUGACGAGGAUGAAAAUGAGAAUGAAGAUUUUGAUGAAGAGGAGAAUAAAUCACAAAAUAAUAAUAGCGAUUAUCAAGAGAUGUUGAUAGAACAUAAUAAUACAUUAUCGAACUACAAGUCGAAACGUAUCAAUCAGCUACCGAAUACCGGUAACAACAAUAAACAUAAUACUAGUGAUCUGGAAGAAGAUGAAGAGGAUAUGGACUGA
Didymodactylos carnosus is the source of this 4942-nucleotide messenger RNA. Lineage: Eukaryota; Metazoa; Rotifera; Eurotatoria; Philodinida; Philodinidae. The record is from the annotation of a GenBank genome assembly.